CCUAAUUAGUUUAUGUAAGACUUCAAGGUCAGUGAGUGCUUUCUGUAUCUCCUCUCUAUCUCACCAUUCUGCCAAUAUCGUUUUAACAAGUCAGAUCACGUGGACUCGGCCUUAUCUAGCAUUAGAUAGAUUGUUUAUAAGCCUUUACUCGAGUGUUUAGCGUGGAAUAGAAUGGAAGCUUUACAAUUUGAUCCUCAGAAGAAAGUGUUGUCAUUAGUUCAACAUGAAAAGCCAAAAAUUACAUCAGAUGAUGAACUUAUCGUCGAAGUGGCCUAUGCUGGUCUCUGCGGUACAGAUAUCCACAUAAUAGGAGGUGAAUUUCCAUGUUCGAAAAAACCAGUCAUUUUAGGCCAUGAAUUUAGUGGCGUUGUGAGAGAAAUAGGUGCUGGUGUUAAUCAUGUUAGAGUUGGAGACAAGGUUGUAAUAGAUCCACAAAGUUGGUGCACAACUUGCGAAUAUUGUACAACUGCCCGAUAUCAUUUAUGCAUCAAUGGAGGGGUAGAUUUUGCCACUGGAAUUAGCGUAAAUGGAGGUUGGGCUAAAUUCUCAAAGGUUCGUGCCAGACAAGUUUAUAAAAUUCCACCUGGCUUAACUCUUAAACAAGCUGCCUUAUGUGAACCCAUCUCUUGUGUCGUCUGGGGUCUUGAAAGAGGAGUUUCUAAUGUUCCUGUUGGAGCUAAAGUACUUAUAACUGGGGCAGGUAUAAUCGGCAACAUUUGGUGCAUUAUAUUGCACCAUCUUGGUCAUAGGAAAGUAACAGUUGUUGAACCUAUGGAAGAUAGAAGAAUUAUCAACAAAGGAUUAGGAACUGGUUUUGAAUGCUUAGAUCCAGCUGAGUUGAAACGGAAAUAUACUUCAGAAGAAUUUGAUUUGGCUAUAGAAUGCAGUGGAAAUGCCACUGCCACUGAGCAAGCCCUUAACUCCUUAAGAGCAAGUGGUAAACUGUGUAUAUUUGGGGUAGCUUCCCCGCAUAGUAAAAUCACGAUUUCUCCAUAUGAAAUAUAUAAAAAAGAAUUGACAAUCAUUGGCAGCAACAUUAAUCCAUUUUCAAUGAAAAAAGCAAUUGACCUGAUGGAAGCAUUGGAUAAAAAAUUUUUGGACAUUGAAAAACUGGGCGUAAAUGAAUAUAAACUGAAUGAAUAUCAAACUGGACUUGAAAUGCUUAAAAAAGGCGCCAUAGCCAAGGUGAUGUUCCAGAUUGGUACCAAGCUGGAAUAAACUGAUAUUCCUAUUGAAGUAGAAUUGUUAUAGAAUGAUAAAUGUUUGAUAAUUAAUGAUUAGUAAUUAUUAUAAUCACUGUUUGUUGGAGAUCUGUCACUUUAUUUAAACAUAAAAACAAAACUAUUAAUGUUUUUCUUGUUCUUAGCCUACCAUCUCUACCCUGCUGCUGUGUGGGAAGCACUCUUGCAUAUCCUGAUCCAAAUAUUCUUGGACCAUUUCUAUUAUCUGCCUCCAAUCUAUGUCUCUCUUCUUAUACAGAUUUCCUUUACUCCUUACUCCCACAUUUUUCCUCUGCCUCCUUCAUUUUGUUUCUACUUUAUAUGUUGCACUUGUCAUGCAUCCCUCAAAAAUUUACGAAACAUAGCCAAAUCGCCCGAGUCGAUAUUCCUCAAUGAGCUUAUGGCUUUUUUUUCAUCCAGGUUGGUUCUUAUUAUGUUUUUUUUCUUCAGUUUUUCUCAGAUAGGACAUUUCUCUUUAGGUCCUGAUUAGGACUUGGUUUUUAUGCUAAGAAAGAACGGGUUCUUGUAUAUUAUUUUUGUGCAGUAGGCAGUGACGGAUCCAGGAAGUUCCUCCACCACUACCCAUCUCCCCCUACUCUUUAUCUGAAUUUAGCUUCUCAAAAGUCCUCUUAAAAUGUUUUUAACAAUACCAAACUCUAUUUUAUUUAAAGUAAAUUUUGACUAGUUUGCAGUAAAGCAAUUGUUCAUCACUUAAAUUAAAUAUUUUUUUAGUUAUCACUUCAUAUUCAAGAAAAAACCUGACUUACUUUAAUGUGACUAGAAAACUUUCAUUUCCUUCUGAAAAUGUAGACAUUGUUUAUAUCAACUUUUUUUGUAGCUGUUGAGUUCUUACGUCAUUCCUUUAAACGUUUCCCUCUAAUUACGGGAAACUCUGUAUAUGGGUUUAGACAUGUAAAAAACUAAAUUGCUAACGUGGGUCACCAAGAGAAAACUUUUACAGGCAAAAAAGCCAGAUGUAUCCACAGGCGGAUCUACGGUGGGGGAGGGGGAGGACUUUUGGGCUGAAGCCCCUCCAAAAUGGUAAAAUAUAACCAUAUUUUACAGGAAAAAAUAUUAAAAACUAUCUCUUAAAGUAUUCUUGAUGGUAAAAUUAAAUUUAAUAGGACUUCAAGAAACACUUAAACAUCAUUUCGUAUAGGUAAUUAAUUAAUUUCUUUUUUUUCAAUUUAAUUAUCGUUAUAUCUAUAUGUAAAAAAAAGCUUUCGGGCUGAAGCCCUCCAAAAUUAAAUCCUAGAUCCGCUAGUGGAUUUAUCCGAUCUGUCUUCGUUUUUGUCGUAUAUUACUACUAAACAGUGCAUCGAAGCGAAAAAACGUAUUCUUUAAAGAAAUUAAAAAAGGCCAAAUUAUGCGUUGAACUAGUAUCAAAACUUAAUAAUUUGAUUUAAGAGAUAUGGUCGAUAACCACGGUCAAUGAACGCUAGUUUUUUACCGAUAUUGUCAAAAUCUGAGAAAGAUUACUGUAAAUGGCGCUGCAGCUUGGAAAUGAGCUCUCUAAGAAAAAAAAAACUUUUUAAAAUCAAAUCUCGCCGUGCGCAAUUUGAUCCACAGCCUGGUGAGAUGACCUGAUAUGACAAAUCUAAAAAUAAUUUAAAUGGUCAUGAUAAUAUUUUUUUUAAUAUUACACUAUAAAAGUUGUCUAUGAGGAUGAAUUCUCCCUAUAUUUCUCUUUUCUUAAAAUAGCUGCUUUUUGGUACUGUUUUUCCAUAAUCCAAAGAAGGGUGCACUCCCUGCCAGAAUUCGCUUAUGCUCGUCAUGAUAAUAAUUUUGUUUUUAUAUUGCAUUAGGAAAUUCAUCUGUGAGGAUGAAUUUUCCCUAUAUUUCUCUUUUCUUUAAAUAACUGCUUUUUGGAACAUUUUUUGGAAUUUUUUCCAACUUCCAAGGCUCAUAUAAAAAAUCCCAAAAUGGACCUUUAUACACCUUUCUGCACUCCGCUUACGUAUUCUAUCUGUUGCUUUUUAAUUCUGUUGAAUGCUUUGGACUAGUAAAAACAUAUUCGUUCGGUAAUUUUUUGCACCGCCAUUCACAAAAAUGCCUUUUUGCCGGCAUCUCUUUAUCUCUGUUUGCUAUGUAAUAUGAUUUAAUUUAUUUGGAUGUAGAAGGACAAGAAUUAUUUUAUGUAAUAUACAAAUGACUAAUUUUUGUCAUUUGGCUAUUGAUGAUAGUUUACGAAAGCACGAAUUUUCGUCAUGUGGAAAGAUAUGUGUUAACAUUACUUGUGAGAACUUUGCCUUUUUCUAUAACGUUUUGCAGAUCUGCCACAUAGUAUAUAUAAAAUUCUGAAUAAUUCUAAUUGUCUUGAAUACAUACUGAUUUAUUUCUAAGACCGGAUAAAAUAUUUUCCUCAAGUAUUGUGGAGUAGACCUUACUUAUCACACCAAGAAGAAUUUAUUUGUUUAAGAAGUUAUUUGUGUCAGAACAAUAGAUAAUUCCCAGCUUUGAGAUAACUUCUUUUCAUUUUAUUUCAUAUUGUACAGUUAUUCUUCUGGUAAUAUAUUUUAUCCUUUCAUUUCCUUGUACUUUACACGUUAGUAUAAGCAAACUUUUAAAAAGCUCGUUUUGUUUUAAUGCUAAUUAAAUGUGACUUGAUCUCCCCAGAAAAUAAUCAUAAUAGAAUCAUACAUUUUUUAUAGGAUUCAAAAUGUAAAAAGCCCAUAAUAUAUGUCAUCCAUCAAUUAAAAUUUAUUGUAUACAACUUUUUUUUUUCAAUCUUAAGUUUACAUUGUGUGAAAUAUCUUUGUAUUAUUAUAAUUAAAUAAUAAUAUACUGAUUUAGCGAUAAAUAAUUUGUAAAAACAAAAUAUUUAUUUUGUAAGAGUUUAGUUGUUGAUUAUUAUAGAUUAAAACCAAGAUAAUUUUUCUGAUCUUCA
Messenger RNA from Nezara viridula (southern green stink bug), 4107 nucleotides. The record is from the annotation of a GenBank genome assembly. Lineage: Eukaryota; Metazoa; Arthropoda; Insecta; Hemiptera; Pentatomidae.